GGCAGUAUCAUUCCACUGACAGCUGUUACAUGUGCUAUUGAGCUUAUUCCUAUGUAUGGCUUGAAGAUGGACCACAUGAUAACUGCUACAAAUGCAAUGGAAAUUUGUGAUAAAUACUACUUGAAUAUGUUUUUAGACAAGGAAGUUUUCAAUAUGAUGCACUCUGGUUUAAUGUAG
Molecule: messenger RNA, 177 nt
Organism: Suillus subaureus
Lineage: Eukaryota; Fungi; Basidiomycota; Agaricomycetes; Boletales; Suillaceae
Exons: 1
Source: RefSeq, a predicted model, not a curated record